GCCCGGCCGACCGGCUGGCCAAUGGGGUGUGUGUGUGGCGGCGUCUCCAUAGUGACGGGGCUGGUCCCGGGAGGCUGUGAUGGGUUGACAGGUGCGUGACAGUCGGAGCUCUCCGCAGGCAUGUACGGCAAAGGCAAGAGCAACAGCAGCGUCCCGUCCGACAGCCAGGCCCGGGAGAAAUUAGCACUGUAUGUAUAUGAGUAUCUGCUCCAUGUAGGAGCACAGAAAUCAGCCCAGACAUUUUUAUCAGAGAUAAGAUGGGAAAAAAACAUCACACUGGGGGAGCCCCCAGGAUUCCUGCAUUCCUGGUGGUGUGUAUUUUGGGAUCUGUACUGUGCAGCUCCGGAAAGACGAGAAACAUGUGAACAUUCAAGUGAAGCAAAAGCCUUUCAUGACUAUAGUGCUGCAGCAGCUCCCAGUCCAGUGCUAGGAAACAUUCCCCCAGGAGAUGGCAUGCCAGUAGGUCCUGUACCACCGGGUUUUUUUCAGCCUUUCAUGUCUCCUCGGUACCCUGGAGGUCCAAGGCCACCUUUAAGAAUACCUAAUCAGGCUCUUGGAGGUGUCCCAGGAAGUCAGCCAUUAUUGACUAGUGGGAUGGACCCAACAAGGCAGCAAGGGCAUCCAAACAUGGGUGGGCCAAUGCAGAGAAUGACUCCUCCAAGAGGAAUGGUUCCAUUAGGACCACAGUCUGAUCCUUGGUUAUCAUUGCAGAACUAUGGAGGUGCAAUGAGACCCCCACUGAAUGCUUUAGGUGGCCCAGGGAUGCCUGGAAUGAACAUGGGUCCUGGGGGUGGUAGACCUUGGCCAAACCCAACAAAUGCCAACUCUAUACCGUACUCUUCAGCAUCUCCUGGGAACUAUGUAGGUCCUCCAGGGGGUGGAGGGCCACCAGGAACACCUAUCAUGCCUAGUCCUGCAGAUUCAACCAACUCUGGAGACAACAUGUACACUUUAAUGAAUGCAGUACCACCUGGACCCAACAGACCUAAUUUUCCAAUGGGGCCAGGGUCAGAUGGACCUAUGAGUGGACUGGGUGGAAUGGAUUCACAUCAUAUGAAUGGAUCAUUAGGCUCAGGAGACAUGGACAGUAUUUCCAAAAACUCUCCCAGUAAUAUGAGCAUGAAUAAUCAGCCUGGCACUCCCAGAGAUGAUGGUGAGAUGGGUGGAAACUUCCUCAAUCCUUUUCAGAGUGAGAGCUACUCCCCUAGCAUGACAAUGAGUGUGUGAUCCGUUAACAAGUCUCGCCAUGAAGACCACAUGAGUUGGCCCUCUUCAGAGAGCUACUGCAGAAGAAAAUUAUUCGUCCCAGUGUACAGUUUAACAAAAGGAUCUCAGACACAAUCAGACCCACCUUUAUUUUUUUUUCCUACCAUCUCCCCCGUUUUGUCAAGAAAGUGGGUCCCAAACAUGAUUGAGAUAACCAUAAAGAGUGGCAUUAAGAGAACUGCCCAAGAUGGAACUGCAAACAAUUAUCUGUGUAUGUACAUGUGUGGGUUGAUAUAUAUGUAUGUCUGUGUGAUACAGAAAUACACACAUACAUACAUAGACCUGCAGGACAUUAUAAAAUAAUAUGACAUCUUAACUAGAAAUGAGAAGUAGGGACUUUUAUUUUUUUUUUUUUCCACGUUUACAUUUUAAUUAUUAAAAUUUGCUUUCCCUCUUUCCUCCUGAACUGUUUUAUGUUGCAUAUGUCACUGCUUUAUAAGUUAUUUUUUAUGGUGAACUCAAAUGAUAAAUUCUUCUGAUUUUGUUAAUGUCUGCCAUUAUAGAUAGGAAUAAAAUUGCUUAUAAGAGCUUUCAUUAACUUGUGUUUGAUACCAGUUACCCUGUGAAUUACAAAUUGUACUGUCUCAAGAAAUAGAAGAAAGCUCAACUUAAAUUUUUUUUGAGAAAUUUAAUAAUUUUCACUUAGUUUGGGGAUUUUUUUUUUAUACUUUGCCUUUUAAAAAAGAAGCACUGAGGGUUAUUUUUCUUCUUUAAUUGAAGCCUAAUAUCUGCAAUGUCUAUUUUAAAUGGAAGCCUGAAUUUGAAACAAGAUUCUCAGUUUAUAUAGAGUACUACAAGGUUACUGUAAGUGAGCUCCAAUUGCUAUAGAAUCUAGUAAUAAAACGUCAGGGCUUCUUCUGCCCUUGGUAAUGAGUUUUGUAUUUAGCAUGAUCUUCCAUAGGGGUGAUUGUGCAGUAGAGUCCUUAUCACCAAAACCUUUUCUAACAAUUAUGUUUUCCCAUUUUCACUGAUUCUCAGCCGAUGGUAACAAUCCUACUAUAAACAGCAUUUCCCAAGCCCAUUCAGAAAAUCAGGUCACCCUACUAUUCAGGUGUGUAUUUUUUGUCACAUCAUUACCAGAAAUAAUUCCCUCAAAAUUCUCAGUAAACAGCCUUUUUCUUCCCUUUUUUUUUUUUUUUUUAAUAGCCAAAAUGAUGCAGUAAGCUUUUUAUGACUGGUGGCCUUGUGAGGGUCUCACUUUUGCCAUGAACAGAAGAGAAAAUAUGGUGUGGUCCAUUUUAUAAGGAUGUCAGCCUGUAUCAGACAUGACAGCUGAGGACAGAAUGGAGGAAGGGCUUACAGUCUUAAAGGAAAUGUUACUGAAAGCAAUCCCAUGUCUCUUCAGGCAGAGCUCUAAAACCAAGGUUAUGGCACAUGUAGUUCUCAAUGACUUCCAGCUCCCGCAAGAAAACAAAAGUUUUCAGUUGUGUAGUGAUCAAAAGGUUGAUGAACAGCAAUGAGGCCAGGAAGAGGCUGAAUAAAAGUUCAUGCCACAGACAGAAAACAAAGUCUUCUCCUUGCACUUUGCAUAUAGAAGAGCCACUUACAUCAGAGGAGCAAUUCUGAAAUUUGCUAUAGCUGUGAAGGCUUGCAUGGACUUCUUUUUCAUGAACUUACAAUAAGGAAGGGAAUGUAAUGGACUCCUUGUGAUAGCAGCUGCACACACUGGGGUGUGCAAGGAAUACUACAAUCUCCUAGCUCAUUUUUAUUUACAUAUAUUAUAUAUGUCUAAUAUGAAUAUAAUAUAUAUAUAAUAUAUGAAAAUAAAAAGGUGUAACACUUGUUACUUUCUUAGAUGAAACUCUUGGAGGCUUAAAAUUAUCUUAAAAUAUCAAAGAUUUUGGCAGCAUCACUUUUAAGUGAUAAUAACUACUUUGAUUUGUUGUAAACAUAAACUAGAUAAUCAUUACAUGAUUUUGUGGACUUACUUCCCAGUGAUUAUGAAGGUUGCGUUCAUCUGCUUAUCUUUGUAAAAUACUCUGUUGCUGUCCCAAAAGAUGCUAGAAGCCCCUGCUAUUGAUUUGAAUUACAAAACCACAAAAAUCAGAUCUAAUUUCCUCAGAUCAUUUGCUGUUUUCACUGAUACCACUGAUUUCAGUGGCUGUGUCCCCAGUGCACUGCAGAGUCCAGGUGUCCUUGCAGCCUGCAUUUGACACCUGUAUUAUCCAUGGUAGUACUCCAAGAAGGACUUUUGUGCCCAGCCAGGUGGUCAGUUGCCACUGGACUAAGAUAAAAGGAUACACCUGUACUAUGCAUCAAGUGCCAAAGCCCAUUCAUGCACCAAGUGUGCCCCAGAGUGAGAUCUUACACUGCUGAAUGCAUGUGGGGUCUGUUCCGUAUCUCCGGGAAGCCCCUGUGCUGUCCUGUGCAAGCUGGAGCUCCAGCAGGCAAGCAGUGUGUCCAGUGACCACCUGACAGUAUCACUGAGGGCUCUUUUACAAGACAGAGUAUGUGCCGCUGUAGCGUUAUUAAUCAGAGUAAGGUUUUAGAUUAAUCAGUCUUGAUUUUUUUUUCCUUUCUUUCUGAAUUUUGCUUUGUCUGUAAUAUUUUAGCUUGUAAGCCCCUGUUCAGGAUGAAAGUCUGACCAUUAAAUUAAACCUCUGCAGAGAAGCACCUUAAAUGCAACUGCCAGCACAUAUUGAAUAAAAUUUUAGAAAUAUGUCAUCCUAGUUUAUAUAGAAAACAUCCUUUCAGGCACAUGCGUUUUCUUCUGUGGCUUUUUCAAACUCCUUUCUAUACAAUUUUUCUUACUGCCAUCAUGCCUUUGUUUCCCCUUUCCAUUUCUUUUCCAAACCAUUCAUACAGAUCAAAACAUCUAUAAUACUGUUACACUGAUCCUGCAGUGUUAAUCUGGGUAAAUACAUUCCUGGCUUCAAAAUGAACAGGAUCAGGCCCUGCUUCUUGUAGCCUGUCCUUCUCUGCUAGUUACUAGGUAUGUCCAGCACCUCUCAUCUGUACAUAAUCCCACAGACUGGGGGAACAAAAGAUAUGCAAGCCUGCAAAAUUAUAGAUUUGGAAAACCUCCUUGAAUACUCUUAAUCUCGCAUAUCUUAAUUGCUAGAAUUUUAAUCAGAUAUAAUGAAACCUAAUCAUCUUGCCUUCUGUAGCGGAUGCUUAUACCCAUAUGCUUAUGCACAUAAUUACUUAUAUGUGCAUUGGCAAGCCCAGGUGAUAAUACCAUACAUAGUUUUCUGCAGCUGAACUAUAAGAAAGCAGUCUUAUAUGAUAAAUAUUCAACUUUAAAAAAUAUAGGUGUCCCUUUGGGUGUUGUUUUGUUUCGUUUUGUUUUUUUUUUUCUAAUAUGCAUAGAGCUCUUUGCUUGUUCACUUCUUUCAGUUAUAAAUCAUUGUAGGGUUUGCAACACAUCUAGAGCAUUAAGUGGAAAGACUUAUUUUCAUGCAUUAACUUACUCCCACUUACAUUUCUAAUACAUUAGACACCAGUGUGUAACGUACCUUUUAUUACACAACAGCAUUACUGAUGUCAGAACUUGUCCAGCUCUAGGAGGAAUUCUGUUUUAAGUGAUGCAGGAUAUUUUCUCUACACUUCAUUUUUAUGUAGAUUUCUCUUUAUUAAUACAGUAAUAAAUAGAUCAUCCAUGGUCCUGUAAAAGGUUCUUUUAGGCAAAGUCAGAGUAAGGCUUUUUAAAGACAGAAGUAAUGAAACCUUAGAGUAGGAGAAAUAGGGAGUAAUGGAUGUCUCAUACUGUGAGAAUUCUGGCAAAUAGUCUGUCCUUGUACAAAUCAGCUGAAAUUAGGAUUCACUUGUGAAUUUCACUGUGAAAUUUUAUCUGCAUCAUAAGCCUAUGAAAAGGAGUGUUCUUACCCAGAUUUUAUCUCCGUGUCUAAUUCUUGUGUAGGCAAGAACCAGAUUUAGGGCAAAGAAGCAGCCGUAUGAAUCACAUGUGAAGCAUGUAGCUUGACAUGCACAUUAAAAAAAUACGUGGACAUUUUCAUGCAGGGGUUAUAUUAUUUUCUUAAUGGAAGGAGCAUGAGGAAGAAAUGCAGUUGCACUCUUGUGUUUCCCGUUCCACUGUACAGUGAGUUUGGUGCAUGUAAAAAACAUGGCAAUAACAUUCAAUAACAUUGAGUCUUUGACAUGCUCCCCAGUGACAUAAAUGUGCCUCAAGUAGACUUGAGGGAAUCUCAGAGUGACAGUCCCCAGAUCAGAGGAUCGUCCCAUCAGCCUGUGGCUGAGGCCAGAUUUGCCAUUUUUUGUUUGGAAGCCCUUCUGAUUGCAGAGCCCAGACCAGCACUGGAUCACACACUCAGAGAUGGCAACAGCUUUCAGACUUAACCAGCCUGCUUGCCUCAAUGUAGAAUGAAAUGCCCCAUGUCCAAAGAUAUCCAGCUGUUGUUUUCCCUUGCAGUGGAAAUACGCAGGCUGUUUAUUUAUUUAUUUCAACUAAUUCAAACUAAGAAGAAGGGAACAGUCUUGCUUCUUUAUGUAUAGCAAUUCAUGUAUCAAAAGGACAGCUUCUUGAACUGGCUAGAAAUCAUUUGAAUUUUCCCCUGUUCUGUGGCUUGCAAAUGAAAUACUGCCUGUAAAGAUGAUUUGGAAUUAGAUGGGUAAUUUAAUGAGCUGUUCCAGUAUUCAGUGUUGAACAUUUUACUCUUCUUUUUCCCUUUGCCAGUCAAAAUGAAUUUUCAGCUGGUACAUGUUGCAGCAUUUCUAUUUCUCAGCUCAGUUAAUUAUUUUUAAGUGUAAUCUCCUGUUCCUAGUCAGCUUUGAUUCUUCUUUGUUGUGGUGGCUAAAUAAGGACUGGAGUCUUCCAAGAUCUGACCUUACACAUUUGCAUUUUGAGAACGUAAAAUGGAGCUUAACAAUGAAAAAGAAAAAAGAGAUUAGUGCAGGUAAAUUUAUUUUUCUUUCAUUCACUGUAAGUGAUGAAAUGCCGUGGCUCCUGUUCCAAACCCACUUGGGUUUGGUCAGGCCCAAAGGAUGAGAAUCCUGACAAAAGCACAUAUUCCAAAUAAAACUCAAAAAUACUCUUCCAACAGUGACAGUUUAUUUCUCUUCAGAGUGAUCACAAGGAUCUAAUUCAGGCUUUAAUGAUAUGAAACAACUGUAAAGAUUCAGUGCACUCAGAAAUGAAUGAGUUAGAUUUAAAUGUUACUGUGUGCGGCUUCCUCUACUUUCCUGACAACCUUGUAAGCUGCUGCUUAUGCCAACUGUCCUGCUGAAAUAGAUGAAACCACUCAUGUAAGGACAUUUUUUUGGUAGGAUUUCACCCUGAUCUUGAUGAAAUAUGUAAUUUAUCCAAGGUGUGACAUUUGGCAGAUGUAUAAACUGCAUACACAAAGCAAAAUAUAGGGGGUCUGUUGAAAUUAUGAAAUUGAUGUCUCAACCUGAAAAAAAAAACCAACCAAAACCAAGAAAAGGCCCUUAUCUGAAACACUGCUUUGAGUGCAUGCAUGCAUAUUGUCUGCCAGUGUUGUUAUCUUGGGAAGAAAAAAACCAAAACAAAACAGUAACAAAUCAUCUGUUCAGCACAUUGAAACUGAUCCUGAAAACAUGGGCAGAUUUGUUUGAAAUUAAGCCUGCACUUGGUUAAUUUCAACUAGAUUUCAGAAUACAGGCAGUAUCCUUCAGGAAAGUGGGACUGCUAAUAUGCUAUAACCAUACUUGAGCAUGAACAGUCUAGAAGCUCAAAUUUAGUCUUCCCUAAGCAGACAUUAUUUUAAAGAUUCUACCAAUGCAGGGCCAUGUUUAUGUAUUGGUAGUACUGAUAUGCAGAACAGAUUUGGCUUUCUUCUGUUUCUUAUUUUAUUACAGCGUUGCUCACUACUACAUGAGUUAUUUUUGUGAACUUGUCCUUCCAUCUUGUUUUCAUUUGUGCAGCCAUAGUUUCCCUCAACAUAGCUAACAGCUUUGCAAUUUUAGUCCAAACUUCUGUUUGGUCAGUGUUCUUUCAAUUUAAGCUUAAAAUGUGUAAGAAAGCCUCUCAUGUAAUGGGAAAACUUGCCAUAAAAAUGUAUAAGGGUUUUCUUGGGUACAUGUUUUCACAUUUAAUAAAAAUGCAAUUUUCAGUUAUAAUUUGAAAUGGUCACUUUAUAGCCACUAUUUAAUUUUUAUGUGAAAAAGAAACUGAGGAAAAAAACCCCAAACCUUUUAUUUAUUUGAAUUCAGCAUCAUAAAUAUAUGUUGAAAGAUGUGGGUUUGGGAAAAACAGAUCAAAACAAAAUUUACUGCCUAGUUACAGCUGGGCUUUUAUGUUGAAAGCUCCUUCCACACCCUCAAAAGUGGAUUGCUUAAUGUAUGAUUUUGUAAGAGCCCAAUUCACAAAUGUAAUUUUGUCUAUUGCGUGUUUUCACAGUAUCUUGUGGGGGAUUAAGGGUGCCCCUUAGCUGUGCAGGGUUCUGUGGUUGUAUCUCUCAGAAGAGUAACCGAGUGGUCAAGCAGGCUUGUUCACAGGGUCUAGUAAUUAAGGACUGGCAAUUAAUAUCCACCAGAUUUGUGCUCAGAAACAAGGUAUUCGUACGCUACCUCGCUGUUCUCUUGAGAACUUGGGACAAUUCUUCUUGCAGUUAGGUAUGGGGAUCCUUCAAGACUUUACAAUGCUGAGACAAGAAGAAUAAUUUUGCUUAGAGAAAACUCUGGCAGUUUAGCACCAGUUUUCAUAGAGAAUCAGCACAAAACAUGGGGAUUUUUGAAAGGUGAUGCCUUUUCUCAAUACCCUGGGUGUACCAGGAAAUAGACCAUACAAUUUAGAAGUUUGGUCUGUUACAGAGAUAUAUACAGUUCCUCAGAUUAGGAGGGAAUUAUAAUAAUAACCAUGGCCAAACCUAUGUUUGUCCCUAUAGAGUGAAAUCAUCAGCAAUCGCUUUUGAUGGGAAGAAUUAUUGCUAUGGAACAACUGCUCCAAUCCUUCAGGAGCCAAAUUAUCAACUGGAUAUUUGUAGGUUUCAUUUCUGUUUCAUCUUCAUGGUUUUUUCUCUCUUAUUUGGAUUUUCCUAUUAAAUGUACUGUCCCAGAUCUCUGCACAAAAAUAAGAUCCAAUAAAAGUACAGAAAGUUAUUCAAAUCUCUAGCUAAAGCCCUACUACAGAGAGUUUAUUUCAUUAGAGACAUUGAGCAUAACAAGAAAUGUGGAGUGGCAGUGCAGCAUCCUGAGAGCUCUUACUGUUCAGGAUUAGGAAAGCUAGCCUCUCACAGACUCACAUAAGGCAAGAUGAUUUCUAGCAAUGGCAUAUAGUAGCUUGAAACAAAAGCUGAUACUUACCAUGCAGAUUGGAAGGAAAUAAAAUCCAAACAGAUGAUCUGUAAUUGAAGUAAGAGUUUUUACUGGCAUAGCUUGGAAAGUACAUUACUGGUAACAAGCUUCAUAUCAGCAAAACUGGUAGCUAGGGUUCAAUAGCUGCUCUCUUUCUUAAAGCAGAGGUGCAUCCUGAUCCUGCAGUCUCUAAUCCCCAGCAGAAAGGCUGGUCUUUUUGAUUCAGGCACGUUGUGGACCAGGGGCUGCCCUAUCCACCAGCCACACCUUUUGUUACAGCUGAGCAAAGUGCGAAUGUCCUUCCAGUGGUUGUCAAAGUCAAUCUGUAACAGGAGAGUAGAGCGUGUCCAACAGCUUAGCAGAAAAGCAAAGCCAUGUUUGCUAAAUUGUUGUCAAUAAACAUGAUGUUCAAAAGCAAGUAUAAAUUAUUCCCCAGUCUAUUUUAAUUUUUCUGAUUAACUUGUAGCUUUGAUUUGAUUUACAUUAAUGAUUACAUUAAUUUACAUUAAUGAGUACCUUGACGGUUAAGGAAGAGAAUACAAGUUCCUAAACUAAGGCUAAAAUACAGACAUGGAAGAGUGGCAUAAGUAAAGUGGAAGCUGAAAUUGUCUGUUAGUUGAGAAGCAAGUAAAUUUUUAUUAUCCAUAAAAUAAACUUUUUAGCCUUGUAGUGGCUAUUUGAGAAGGGUUAAUUAAAAUGCUGUAUAUGCUUAGAGGCCAAUUUUGAGGGCUUUUUUUUUGUGGCAAGUAUCCCCUUGCAAAAUUGUUGCAGUGCAUCUAUUUCAUGCAUGUUUGCCUAAAAACACAAAAACAAAUAGAUUUUUUUUCUAUGGAUUGCUGUGUAUGCAUCUGGCAAACACUUGUUUAUGGUGGGAAGAGGAGGAGGGUUUGAUAGCUGGUGGGUUAGCAUAUUUAUGUGAAUUACUUAAAGCAUUGGUAAACUAUUGUCAACUUUGUUCACAUUGCACAAGAUACUCUGUGUAGUCUACUGCUGGCAUUAUAACCUCAGUGAUCCAUGCAUAUUCUGUAAAUUCCUGUAGGUUUUGUGUAAGAAGCCUUGUCACCAUUGCUUACUACUGUAAAUUGUUUUGAAGCAAGAGGUGGCAUUUGGUUGUACAGCCAUGUGUAUUUUAUACUACAACAGUACCUGUUCUCUCCUCAAAACUUGCUGUUCACAUAUAGGUAAAAGGUUUGUUAAGCACGCUUAGUGGUUUCAGAAUUUAUUUCAAACAGCAGAUAUAUAAGCCAUUUGCAGGAAUAUUAAAUGUAAGAGAAUUCAACCCAGCUCAUACCCUUUUGGGGGCUGGAUUUUAGCAAACAACAGGCAGCUGCAGUUUAGCACGUUUCGUGCCAGAUAUGCAGUGUGUGCUUUUUAACUGCAUCAGUGCCAGGACAGAAACCCAUCUCUAAGGGUAUGCACGGGAUAAAGCACUGCCUUUGUAUUGUGUCCUUGUCCCCAGCCACCAUGGGUUUUAUGUGUGGCAGUGUUUUAAGGAGAAUUUAAUUAUUUGUCUGUUUAUGGAGAUAGAAAAAUAAUCCGAAUUCUUGGAUGCUGGAUUAUUUUUUAUUACUAUUUUAUGAUAUACAACAAAGACCCGAAAAUGUGUGUGUGUUCUUUGCUGGUUUCUGACAUUCAAGUCCUGUCUAGACUGAAAGACAGUAAUGAGAAAAGUGAAACAAGUGGGAAAGUUGAAGGGGAUAAUUACUUUGAUUAUUUUAAAUUCUGUGUUUUAUAUGUUUUUAUUGAUUGUUUAAAUGUGUAGGUUAAUGUUUUGAAUAAAGGCAGUCUUUGUUAAUGACUUUGCACCUUCACCCUUUCACACUGAGUACUUUCAAUAAAUGUUCCUGAUGCUUCCAAGCCAGUGUGUAGAUAAAUUCCCUCUAAGAUAAAAAAAAAAAAAAAAAAGUUUCUACUAUUAUUUCAGCCCUUAAAAAAAACAAAAAACAACAUGGGAAUCCCAGUCUCAAGUAUUUGCAGGUCACAUCUGAACGAUUAGGCAGGUGUGUUUUAGAAAAAGAAUAAUUUUCAAUAUCAGAAAUGAAACUAAUGUUCACACUCCAGUCUCUGGAAGGAAAGGAAACCUCAGCUGUUUUCCAAACCAGCACAAAUUAAAUUUAUCAAUAUAAAUAUUAACAUAGAAAAUACAUUUUAAACUUGAUACUGCCUCUGACCUUAAGCAUUAAUACUGAUAAGACUGGGGGUCUCACAAAUGUUGUGUAUUUCCAAACACCUGUAUUUCUCCUCAGUGUGUGCUUCACUAUCAGCAUCUACUGGAGAGAGUGAAUACAUGCCAUGCCAAAAUUGCUCAAAAGCAUAGAGAUAACAAAUUCCCACAACAUCAUAAAUACACUGACGUGUGCAUGUUGAUUUGAUUUACAUUAAUGAUAAUGUAAUGAUAAUUGGAUGAGUAACCACUCCAACUGUGAACUUCUCCAGACCUUAAGUGAAACAUUUACAAGCAGCCUCUGGGAUGGGUUCAGAAGGCCAGUAGUCUGAAAGGUUCAACACGCUGCCCAGCUCAUAAAACCAAGGUCAUAAAAUCUAGUCUCACUGUUUUAUCUUUUAAAUGAUCCUUGUGAGACUGGUGAGCUUGCAAGGAUUGUGUGCAUCACUAACCAAAAAGUUUAUCUGGUUUGGAGCCUCAGACAAGGCUGACAGGCUGUGUUUUGUAAUGGUAAUAUAUUCUACCACAUCAGGCAUGUUUCUGCUCCAAACUGCGGCCUGAUUCAUCCUACCUUAAUUUCAGCUGCUUAAAAAUUGCCAGCCUACGUCUAUUCUGUAAGUCAGAGGUGGAACAGAAGAGGAUAUGCCUCUGGAAGAUUUCCCUCUCCACUGGUGAAACCUGCAUGCUUUUAACUGCCUAGAAUUAGGUGGAAUGAAUCCAAGCUUCACAUCCCUGUAUCAGUUGCACUCUCACUCUUUGCCUGCACUGAUUCAUUCAUUGAAAACAACACAGGAUGAAACCAUUGCACAGAGGAAUCAACACCAGACAUAUGAUGCUUUUAAAUUAAGCCUCUGAGACUGUAACAAAGAUACUAAUGUUCAUACAUUUCUUGGGAUGGCUAAAGAUUCCUUUCCUGGGAGCUUUAAGGAAUAAAUCUAGAAGAUCCUCAGGAUUGUGAGAAUGCAGGUAGUAAUGGCAGUUUAUGGUGGGGAUUUUUUGUAAACGUUUAGUACAUCUAUAUGAUUUCACAUGCUGGUUUGGAAACGAGGAGGUCUUUGCAUCAGUGUUACUGUGGGUUAGCAAAGUAAAUUUACAGCAGGUUCCACCUCAGGGCUUCAGUGAACAUCUGCGUUAUUCUAGUCUAACUUGAAUACGUUUCUUAACUGCUGGUACGAAAUCAUAAGCAGUUGUACUGAUUCUUGCUGAAAGCUGAGGAACAGUUGAAGAUUAAAAGUUGCACCCUGUCACCUUUAUGAAGAGUCCACAUUCUCACAGCUGGGCCUGAGACAGCAGCUGAAGUUGCCAUAUAACUUCAUCACACAAAAGUGGGUGUAAUUUUUUUUGUGAGUUUUAACAGGAGUGGUAUUUAUACAUUUGCUUUAUUUCCCAAACUGUAAGUCAUUCUGUGUUGAAAAUUAUACACAUCUGGUGUAGCUAUGAAUAGAAGAAUUGAGGAUUUUUUUUUCCAAUAUGGUAGUACAAUCCCUGCUCUGCUGUUCAAUAUUUCAAGUGCUGAACUUGACCAAAACUUUACAUUCACGGAUUAUCUUAGCCUCAUCUCUGCGUGAAGAUGGGUGUGAAUUUCCAGUGACUGACUGUGGGUUCUCAGUGAAUUCUGGGCCACAGGUAAACAGUUGUAGUGGGGAAAACUGCUGUGGCAGCCACUUCCCACUUUUUGACAACUCUUCAGGUGGAUAAAGCCAUUCUGUCUGUUGUCUGACACGCAUCCAGUUUUCUCAGUGGAUCACCAUGUUCUUGAGUAUCUUGAUGGGUAUUGUCAUCUAAUGGAGGAAAGGUGAGCAAGGUCACCACCCAGGAAAAGUAGAAACAUAUCUUCUCCAGCAAUCAUUUAUUUUUAAUACUUAACUUUCCAUUAACAUUGGCAUCUUCAGUUACUAUUUUGCUAUUCAGUAUCUCAAGGUGGUAUGAGCAAAAAUAUACGAGCAUAUACAAUUUACAACAAAUACAGGCUUGUAUAUCAUGCCUUUGUAAUUCAGCUUCAGUAUCUAUAAGCUACAAGUAGACUAACUUCUUCCCUCUUGGAGUGUUCUUUACUAGAAAUACAAAUAUUUACUUUAAAAAUAGCAGCUGAUGGCUUCAUUCAUGCUGGCUGUUUUGAAUCUUCUGGGGCUAACCUUUAUGUUUUCCCCAGGUGAAAAUACCAUAGGAUACUUACCAGACAUAAGCACAAUGACAUGUCACUGCAGUGCAUGCCAUCGCUUAGCCUCACUCUUAACAUGUACUUGCAUGCUGGAAAUUCAAAAAUGCUGCUGUAUAAAUUGCUGCAUGGUUUACCCAAUACAAGUGUUUUUCUGCAUCCCUUUUUUGCUCGAAAUUCCCAUUAACUUGAAAGUUAGUGAUGGCUUGAAAAAAGGGGUUUGGAGCACAAAGGAUGCAGGGAUCAACUCUACAGUAGUUUACAGACUGCUGUAAAUUCAUGUCUUCUCAGCAAAGAAAUGUAGCAUUUUAGCAGUAACUUCCUAGUAGAAACACUGAGCGUGCUUAUCACUUUUAAGAUUUUAAGGACUGUGUAAUUGUAUCUCAUUUAAUUUUGACACUUAACCAGUAAUAUUCAAUGAGCUGUGAACUUUGGUCAUAUCUACAUGUUCAGCCAACGCAGCACUGAAAGGGGAACAGCCAUGUUUUAGUAUUGUAGUUACAUAAGAAAUCAGUUUUCAAGUUCUGUUUUGAUUUUGUUUCUUUAACUUGUUUUCACCACAGAAGUAUUUUUCUACAUGGUCACCUGAGGCUUCCUUUCGCCAACCAAAACACUGUAGCCUUCUGCACUGUGAAAGGGCCUUGCGCUUGCCCAGUAAAUCAGAAAUUUCAUCCAAGCCAUAAAAUCCUCUUAUGUUAUCUGUGUUUAUGUAAUUAAAGCAACUGGGGAUAGGAGCUUCAGGAAUAACGAGGCCUCUCUACCUUCCAUUUUACUCUCUCUCUGUACUUCACAGGGAUUCGAGAGUUCUUUUUUCGAGGCUCAGCUGUGUCUUUUUGAACCUGUGCAGUCUGUGUGAUUCAGUUUAUGGAGAUAGCAUUGGAGCAUGAAGAUUUACAUGUGGUAGCAAGGAGUAAUUGCAUGUCUCUGUGGACAUGGACACUUGCAAACAAGUCUGAUACCAAGAAUUUAAAAAAAUAAAAUCCAGAUGGUACCAGCAGAUCAGACUCUCUACUACAGUGGGGUUUUUUUUAGCUUUUGUCAUUUGUAUUUCAUUUUGCAGGAGAUGAGUUGGGGAAUCUCAGUUCUCAUGGGGAAUUUUAGAAAUGUAUCACUCAACAAUCAUAAAGUCUAACUUCAAAAUGCACUAUGAUUUAUUACAAAAAUAUAUCUGCUUCUGUUUGCCAACAUGGUUGUUCCAUUUGUGAUAAGUUAAACUCAGCAGUUAAUUUGUUGCACUGCCUAGCUGCAUGAAUUCAUCCAGUGUACGUAUGUACCUGUGCAGCAUUACUUUGAGUUUUGUAUUUGAAUUUGCAGUAUUAUUUUUGUAUUUUACUUUGCUUCUGUUAUUGCAAUUGUAGUAAACAUAAUUUAUACAUAUGAUUUUACAACUGUUUUGCAACUGAAAAGUCUUCUUUAAAUUGUAAAAUUUUAUUGAUGGAUACUCAUUAAAAUGGUAUAAGAAUUA
This is a messenger RNA of Pezoporus occidentalis (night parrot), 14265 nucleotides long. It is a transcript of the gene SSBP2, whose product is annotated as single stranded DNA binding protein 2. The transcript has 17 exons. Gene Ontology annotation, cellular component: nucleus. Gene Ontology annotation, molecular function: protein binding; single-stranded DNA binding. The coding region runs from base 121 to 1227 and encodes 368 amino acids. The record is from RefSeq and is a predicted model, not a curated record. Gene Ontology annotation, biological process: positive regulation of transcription by RNA polymerase II. Lineage: Eukaryota; Metazoa; Chordata; Aves; Psittaciformes; Psittacidae.